Lymnaea stagnalis (great pond snail) is the source of this 14390-nucleotide messenger RNA. Lineage: Eukaryota; Metazoa; Mollusca; Gastropoda; Lymnaeidae. The record is from the annotation of a GenBank genome assembly.
AGAGCUACGAGUGGGCCCUAGAAGCCAUGAAGUACGUGUCCAGUAUGAAAAUGGAGCACACGGCCACAGCUGAUGGUCUGGAAAAGCUCCUGAGAAGUCUGAACAUCUACCUCUCCGAGCAUCCGCCCAUGGGAGAGGACAGCUUCAGCAGCAUGUUGGAUGCAGCCCAGAGACUGCACAACGAUAGGCUGGUGGAGCAGUGCCGGGUGGCCAAGGCCAGGUGUCAGGUAGGCCAAGUUGUUUUCUAGGGAACCUAGCGGGUAGGAAUGUUGGUUUAUUGUAUGCCUAACAGAUAGGAAUGUGGGGGUUGUAUUGUAUGUCUAACAGAUAGGAAUGUGGGGGAUCUAUUGUAUGUCUAACAGAUAGGAAUGUGGGGGUUGUAUUGUAUGCCUAAGAGAUAUGAUUCUUUGUAUGUGUAUAUGUUAUGAAAAAGAGAGUUAACAUGAAGAAAACAUGAAGAAAAUAAGAAUUCUCUAUUGACAACCUAGUCCCCCUUUUUAACUUUUCAAUGAACUACAGUGGUGAUGGUGGGGUUAGGAUUCUUUACACAUUUGAAUAAUUUUUUUUUUUUUAAAUUUUGGAUCUUGGUUCAAUAAGGAGCUAUGGCUUAUUUAUAGCCACAUUUAACUUGCACGUUUUUAUUAGAGUUAGAGAAGACUUAGGCAUUGUUCUGUUCUCUUGGCAGGAAACACAUCAGCUGCUACAGCUGAGGCAAACUACCUUAAGGAGGGCACGCAACCAACUGGAGGUUGAACAAGCCCUGAAAGAAGGUGAGGCAUUUCCAGACCGAGAAGGGACAAACACAAGUUCAGCAUUUGAACCCCACGCCAUUGAUAACAUAUCUGAGGACAUCACCAACGACUACAGAAGUUUGGUGAACACGUCCAGAGACAAUCAUGAUCGUUUACUGUUCUCAGCUCCUUCCUCUCCGGCGGUUCAUGGGAAUGAAUUCUUUCUCAAAGCCGCUGGUGAUAUGCAGAGCCAAAGCCCAGUCUGGGAGCCACAAGACUCUAGUACGCCCACAUUUACAAACUGGCACGGGGUUGGAGACGGACCUCGGGUGGGCAGGAAGGUUGGCUUCAAAUCUGAAAGCAGUGCUAGUCACCAGGAUUCUGGGAGCAACAGUCACCUCGGGAGCCACCACGUCAGCAGUUCCUCCCCACAGUUCCAUUACCCCACAGCGCCCCCUAGUCCAUACAGCAGCGCCAGCAGCACUGCCAGCUCCAGCAGCAGUCCCACCAAAGCAGCCACCAUGACUUCAUCUUUGUCAAUGCCAUUGCCGUCAUCGGCAGCGUCGUCAUCAUCGCCCAUCGUACCAUCCGUGAUAUUGCCGCUGUCACCAACACUGACCACGCCUGACCCGCCCUCCAGGACGAGGCUCUACCAGCCCACCCCAUCCAUAUCCAGACUGUACAACUCUUCUCCCACGCGGACCACCGUGCCGUCGGGUUCUGUCAAGCUGAGCCUCGGUCGGACCAUUUCGCAGCCCCGCAGCGUCCACAGCCUCCCCGCCGGGGUCUCGCCCUCCACCCGACCCCACAAAAAGAUGCUGAAGCGUGCCAGCACCGCCCCGGUCCCGAUGCUGACCUCGCCCAUCCUGGAGGAGGAAUCCCCUGGCAACACGCCCUCCCCCACAGACCCAGAUGGCCAUCCUAGUAGGGAACAGAGAAGUGCUAAGUCCAUCAGUAUGAUCACCGGGAGCUCAGAGUCCCUGCCAAGGUAAUAAGAGUUUAUAUGGCGUUAAGGCCUAUGGUAUGACAGCUGAGCUUGGGGUAUUUUUUUUAAGGGUAGGGGGAGUUGGCAGAUCAUUCCUGUAUUUCAAUGUUUCACUGUGAUUGCAUUUUGUUGUUGUAACACCACCCCCACCCCCACCCCCACACACUUUUUUUUCCUGGCAAGGAUACUGAUGUUGGUUAUAAAAUUUGAUUCACUGUCCUCCACUUCUUUGUGCAAUUAUUGGGGGGGGGGACCCUCCACAUAAAGGGACACCCCCAUCCACCCACCCUUUAUCUCUCAAGCCCUCUAACUGUCCAUAAAAACUAAAUCUAAAUGUAAGUAAUGGUCAUCUGGCCAUUUCAGCACUGUAAAUGUUCAGUAAUUAGUAAUAACCUAUUAAUGGUAGUCUUUCCUUCUUUUUCUUAAAAUCUGCUACGUCUUGCUGGCAUACCUAACACCUUUCUGCCAGUAACAACAAAUGAUUCUGAGGAAAACAAAAUUAACAAACAUUCCGUCUUCCCAGCACACUCAUUCUUCACCAGGGGUAAUUCUUCUCCAUCUUGCUUCUCGCCCCUACACUCAGUGUGCAUGUCUUCCCAACCUACUCAUUCUUCUCCAUCUUGCUUCUCGCCCCUACACUCAGUGUGCAUGUCUUCCCAACCUACUCAUUCUUCUCCAUCUUGCUUCUCGCCCCUACACUCAGUGUGCAUGUCUUCCCAACCUACUCAUUCUUCUCCAUCUUGCUUCUCGCCCCUACACUCAGUGUGCAUGUCUUCCCAACCUACUCAUUCUUCUCCAUCUUGCUUCUCGCCCCUACACUCAGUGUGCAUGUCUUCCCAACCUACUCAUUCUUCUCCAUCUUGCUUCUCGCCCCUACACUCAGUGUGCAUGUCUUCCCAACCUACUCAUUCUUCUCCAUCUUGCUUCUCGCCCCUACACUCAGUGUGCAUGUCUUCCCAGCAUACUCUUUCUUCUCCAUCUUGCUUCUAGCCCCUACACUCAGUGUGCAUCACCUACUACCUCACUCCACCCUCACCCACUUACCCCAGCUCUCAUAUUCCACCAUCACUCCGCCUUCCUCGCUCUAUUCUCCCCAUUAUUUUCACCCCUUAAGCUCUACACCUCCCUAGCUAGUUUUGUCUGUUCUCCCUCUCCUUUCUCCCCUACCUCUCUUCCCCAACCUCACAGUACUCCAACCAUCCUAUAUCUCUUGUCCUCUCUACAUCAUCCCGUCCUACCAACACAUAUCUCCUUGUCCUCUCUCCUACACCCCCCCCGUCCCACAUACCAUAUUUCCUGCCCCCUCAACGCCCUCCUUCCACCCGUCCUACCACCUUGUAUUAUCCGUCCUCUCUACACCCCGCCCCCCCCCCUUUUCCCGUCGUUCCUACCACCCCGCACCUCCUGUUCCCACCCAAUCCUACCCCACCCAAACACCUCUGCCUCUUCUGUUAACGUGCAUUCCGCCCAGGGUCAUCCCAACUUGCCAACUCUCUCUCUAUUUAUACUCACGCCACUAACAAAGACCGAGUGUUUCUCCACGAGCCUGGUGAUUCUGUGACCGUUGUUUAGAAGACUGCAGCACUGUCAGAUGAGGUAAAACACGUUUGUUUGUAUCGCCUGUUGACAACAGCGCUGUGUCAGUGCACCUCGUAGUCGUGUAGGUAUGACACGCCUCUUGCUACUAUAGUUGUGUUGUGACUUACAGUAAGCCCACGACAUCGUGGUCCCGUGUUCCUAUUGGGAGAAAUGCGUCGCGUCCUGGCUGUGUCUAUAUCAAUAGAAUUUUUGUUUGGUUCUAUUCUCCUCCGAUGUGGUCUGUGUAUGCGAUUCAUUGGGAUCAUGAUGUGAAGACAACCAAACGCUACCUAGAUGUUGGUACCCCCCCACCCCCACCCCUCCCUCUCUCUCUCUCUUCUCUCUCUCUCUCUCUCUCUCUCUCUCUCUCUCUCUCUCUCUCUCUCUCUCUCUCUCUCUCUCUUUGCUAUGAUACAACGCGUACACCAAUGAGCCAACACUCUCAUUCAAGAAUACAAAACCCAUCAAACAUCCCAGUUUGGACGAAGGGAAAUGUGGCCAGUCACUCAUUGAACAGGCGGGCAAGACGCCAGACGGGCGAUGUUGUUUGACAUCCAGUUGACACUUCCAGCGUGUGGGUCAACCGACCAUUACCUUCAGGGUGUGGGUCAACCGACCAUUACCUUCAGGGUGAGAGUCAACCGACCAUUACCUUCAGGGUGUGGGUCAACCGACCAUUACCUUCAGGGUGUGAGUCAACCGACCAUUGGCUUCAGGGUGUGGGUCAACCGACCAUUACCUUCAGAGUGUGAGUCAGGCGACAGGAUUUAUCUUAAUCGUGGGGAAUGGUGGGGAAAUGCGGCCGUCAUAAUUCUCAAGGAUGACGUCUUUAUCUUGUGUGUGUGGUUGGUAGACGACGUCAUUGUCUCGUCAUGAUGACUGACCUCUCAUCGGCCAAUCCGAUACGACAGGCCCUGAGCUCAAUCGAGAGCUAAACUUCAAAGAGGCUCUGACACAUUCAAUCAUUCCUGAUGUGAUAAAAAGUUGUGGCCAUACACCUUGUGGGUACUGACUUCCUCUAAUACGUGAGGUGAAUUGUGGUUUAUUCUCAUACUUGCCACACUUUCUACUCACACACAAUCGGGCGAGGGUAAAUGCUUAAUCAACCUCACGGUAACCUCGCCCAUAUAUUUUGUAAUAUAUAUAUAUAUAUAUAUACACACACACAUAUAUAUGUACACACACACACACAUGUAUGAUAUAUACAUACGUAUAUAUAUAUAGCAUAUACAUAUGUACAGAAUAGCAAUUGACAAACUUGCGUACAUGUACUGUUGACGGAGAGCUGCACCACCAACAUUAUGACGUUAUUCCAUUUCAAUGUAUCAAAAGUCAAUAAAUAUAUCCAGUCCUAUUUGCGACAUAGCUUAUGGUGCUUGAUUUUUUUAAAUUAUACCAAGGGCACCCCCUGCCAAAAAUUUUUAGAACCUCGGUUCCAAGAGUUUCCGUGCCGCACUCGUAGAAACAAGGCCUAUUUAAAAAUAAUAAUAAUACUUUGAUUUGAGCGCCACGUCUGGUCAUGAUUUCAUUUUGAUAUGAGAUCCAAAUCUGAUGGUGGCCGAGGACGGCGCUUUGCUAAAGUGCCUGUGCUGGCAUCUUGGAGAAUAGACGAGCUGUUGGUGUCCUUGUCCCAAUAACACAUUUGCUGUUGGAGUUUUGAUUGAGGCAAAACAUCGGGAGUGUCGGCGAAAAGCCUUCAUCUGUGGACCAACAGGAUAUUUGGUGUUGACUUAAUAUAAACCAAAGUCGAGAACUCCCCGGGCGGUAACCGACUCAUCCCUGACCGCCUGGGUGGACAAAUGACUCUGUAUGGUCCAACUAUCCAAUGUCAUUGAGGGUACAAAAGGGGGCGGGCCAUUUUGUUCUGUGACACGUCCACGUACUCUCAGCUCCCAGUUUUGAUGAUCUUUUAGUAGGCAGGACAUCAUCCAAGUGAGAGUUAAGUAACUCACUGGCAGUUGGUCGUGGGGGGGGGGGGGGAUUUGUUUGGCAUUCGACGCGACAACCCUUGACUGUUGACUAGACAACCCUUGACUGUUGACUAGACAACCCUUGACAGUCGACUCGACAACCCUUGACAGUUGACUAGACAACCGUUGACAGUUGACUAGACAACCCUUGACAAUCAACUUGAAAAAUAUUAACGGUGUAAGUUAGAUUCUAUAAAUUCUGAAAAAAAAGUUUACCUUGGCGUUAAACUUAGUAACUGACUAAAGUUAUUUUAGACUAAAGUUAUUUUAGGUUUGCACCAAUUGUGAGGUAUCAUUCCAUGUGGGACGACGGAUUACGAAGUUAAUAAGGAAGCCACAGGUGGGCCUUCGAUCGCAUUUAGAAAGAUCGCAGGCCCAGGUAGACCACAUCAUCACCACUUAUUGACUGGACGCAGUAACCAGCUGGGCAAACUCACACACAACGCCACGUCUCCCCACCGCCACGUACGUCCACAUACCGCCAAGUCCACAUACAGAAGAGUGACCAAAUGGCUCCCCCGGCGAGACCCCUUUGAAUGAGAUGGUGGCUUAGAUCACGUUUAAAGUAAACCCCACCCUCCCACUGGCCCAUUCUUGGACCGAGCUUUGUUAAUUCCGCCGACCAACCUUUUGUUAUGGGAGUGGACACGGGUCACUCAACUACCUGUGUCGACCGUAACACCCGCGUGACGCUUGUUCAUCUCUAAACUGUGCUCAGUCCGCCAGUAGACCUCAAGAGUUCGACAGUUCGAGUCCAAGUUUCGUAGACUAUUUUUUAACCCGGUCAGCACUACCAACAAUACAUUCUCGCCUCUCGAUUGAUUCAUGGAGGAUACCUUUUCAACAAAUUAGAAAAUCAUUUUUGAGUCUGCUCAUUCCGAGAGACGCCUUUGAACUUUUUGUGAUCUUUACUGUCAUCACAACGAACUGAACGUACCGUCAUUUUGGAUAGUUCCUGCGUGUCAGUGACGUAAAGUAGUGUGUUGUGUGUUGGACAUACUUGCCUCGGUGAUUGUCCAAAAAGUGUACCAAAGCAACCAGCACUGCCGAUGAGAUAUGUCAACUAGUUGUGUCACAAGUUGUGUACCGAUGUGAUAAUGUGUGUACCAAUGUGAUAAGUUGUGUACCAAUGUGACAAGUUGUGUACCAAUGUGAAAACUGUAAGUGUAAGCAGAUGGGAAAGAUCUUUGGAUUACGGCGGUCAGCUUCCUUGUCUUACAACAGUGAGGCGGAGUUUUCUUUCUACAGCGUAACCAGCACGUCGAGGAAUGUUCGCGGCUCUGCAUCAGAUGUGUCCUACAGCUACCGGUGAGUUGGUGGACACACAUAGAAUGUGUCCUGCAGCUACGGGUGAGUUGGUGGACACACAUUGAAUGUAUCCUACAGCUAUGGGUGUGUUGGUGGAUACACAUUGAAUGUGUCCUACAGCUACGGGUGAGUUGGUGGACACACAUUGAAUGUGUUCUACAGCUAUGGGUGCGUUGGUGGACACACAUUGAAUGUAUCCUACAGCUAUGGGUGAGUUGGUGAAUACACAUUGAAUGUGUCCUACAGCUACAGGUGAGUUGGUGGACACACAUUGAGUGUGUCCUACAGCUAUGGGUGUGUUGGUGGAUACACAUUGAAUGUGUCCUACAGCUACGGGUGAGUUGGUGGACACACAUUGAAUGUGUUCUACAGCUAUGGGUGCGUUGGUGGACACACAUUGAAUGUAUCCUACAGCUAUGGGUGAGUUGGUGAAUACACAUUGAAUGUGUCCUACAGCUACAGGUGAGUUGGUGGACACACAUUGAAUGUGUCCUACAGCUAUGGGUGAGUUGGUGGACACACAUUGAAUGUGUCCUACAGCUAUGGGUGAGUUGGUGGACACACAUUGAAUGUGUCCUACAGCUACGGGUGAGCUGGACAAACAUUGAAUGAGUCCUACAGCUACGGGUGAAUUAGACACAAAUUGAGUGUGUUAUACAGCUAUGGGUGAGUUGGUGGACACACAUUGAAUGUGUCCUACAGCUACGGGUGAGUUGGUGGACACACAUUGAAUGUAUCUUACACUAUGGGUGAGUUGGUGGACAGAAAUAUGUCUACAGCUAUGGGGGAGUUGGAGGACAGAAAUGAACUCUAGAAUAUAUGCUUUUAAUAGGCUCAACAUAGACUGAAUAGUUUGAGAUCUGAAAUAUGAUAUAUUCAGCCUAUGUCAUGUUUAGCCCUUUAGGUCUUCACAAGGGCCGUAACAGAAGAUUGGCUUUAUAUUAGGCUAUACUAUAUGGCCUACCGAUUGUUGUGGUAGAAGUCUGGCUCUAUAUUAGGCCUUUAUAGCCUACCAAUUGUGGUAGAAGACUGGCUCUAUAUUAGCUCUUUAUAGCCUAUAAAUGGCUGUUAUAGGAGAUUGACAGUGAAUGAACUGGAUGUCAGUAAGUGUCUGGAACAAAUGUUAACAUAUGGUAUAGGGCAUAUCAAAACUCACAAUCAUGUUAAUAUGGUUUAAAAUUUACUCAACCUUGAUUUCCCCAUACUUGGAUAUACAGUCCACAUGAUAUUGAUGCUGCUACUGCUCCUCUUGUGCAGCAUUGUAUUCUGUCAAGCAGUCACAGUAUCUACAUCAACAUAGACCUAUUGGUUCAUUAAUGUGCCUCUUUUCAUAAUUAGACAUAUUUUUAAUUAAAUAAGUAUAAUUUUAUAAUAUUGAUUUUUGGCUAAUCUCAACCAGCCAAGGCUCAUUCAGUUCCUUAAGGGACUUUUAAAUAGAAUUAGAUCAUCUAAUAAAAUUGUAAAUUUUAAAAACCAAAUUCUCUAAGCAGUAAUUGGCCUAAAUAAAAGGAAAGCAAUAAUUUGCACAGAGAAUAGGCUGGAAAGCUUUUUUGAAAAUGAAAACAAAAUAUAUUUGUUACAGAAGUACUGCAACAACUUGUAACUGCAUGUCAUCAUAGUCUGAUCUUCAAACUAAUGAGAUAAUUCUGUUUUUCUUUAUAUAUAACUUGUCUCUCUUUCGUGUUUACUGUUUCUAUAUCAUUUGUAAUAAACUUUUUAAUAUUCAUGUUUAAAAUAUAUUCAUUUAAAUUUUAAUAGUUAAUAAAUCUAUAGAAUGGCUUUUAAAAAAAAAAAAAAGUUUUAAAAAAAAAAACCUGUUCACCUAAAAAAAAGUUGAACAGGUUUAACAGUUGAACAGGUUUAACAGUUGAACAGGUUUAACAGUUGAACAGGUUUAACAGUUGAACAUGUUUAACAGUUGAACAGGUUUAACAGUUGAACAGGUUUAACAGUUGAACAGGUUUAACAGUUGAACAGGUUUAACAGUUGAACAGGUUUAACAGUUGAACAGGUUUAACAGUUGAACAGGUUUAACAGUUGAACAGGAAUCUGCUUACUGGGAAACAAAGUGGAUGCUCCAUAAAACACCUCAGCCAGGCUUUGCGAUUUUGCCAAAUGCAUUUAUAGCUAAGUUAACCCUUAGUUUAGAGAUGGAAGUGGAAGCCCCCCUCCACCGCAAGAUAUUUACAAACAAGAAUCUAGCUGACCAUCUUAUUGUAAAAAUUCUCAAGUAACAUUUCCCUGUUUUCUUGUUACAGCAUGCCAGAAGAAGGGGAAGAUGUUGACCUUGACAUGAGCCCAUGCCGGGACCAACAGGAUGCUGCCGGCACCAGCGUCAAGGACUGGACCCCUGUACCAGUCAACACUCACCUCCACAGGUCAGCCAGGAGCACUCCCACUGGACCGAUGGCUGACCUGAGGCUAUCGGAGGCGGAGAUUAAAAGUAGACGGUGAGUGCACUGAACUGGCCUAGUUUGACAACUCUUACGGACACAAAACCCUUUUGUUAACGCUAGACUAAAUGUCAAAUAUUGAUUAACUCAGAUAAAACUUUCGUUUCACUAGUGACACUAAAAUAUAUGUUAUAAAGUCAAUAAUUAAACUAACUAGUUUUCCCCAUUUCAUAAAGGGAAUUCUGGUUAAGAUUAACUUAUUUCUUUAUAAAAAAAAAAAAAAACUCUUUUUAUAAUUUAUUUUAUUGGCAUAUUCCCUUUAUAAAAUAACAUGAUUAAUUUAUUAAAUUGUGUUAUAAUUUGUUGUGUUCUGUUCAACGACCCCCACCCCCUUACACCAUGUGAUUUAUAAGGUAAACUUAGGAGGUGGUAGGUACACUGAAUCAGCUUGGUACAUCAGCUUGCUACAUCAGCUUGGUACAUCAGCUUGGUACAUCACUUUGGCACAUUGAGACCAAAAAGUUGUCAACCCUGAUAUAGAGAAAAAUUCAGAAAACACAAUUUCAUUGAUGUAUUUUAUAAUAAAAUAUCCACCCACCAUAAAUUAGAUUCAGUGGUUUAAUCAGUGGUUGUUUUCAUCUCCUGCAGCACAGUGUCUCUGAUCAUGUCUGAGAUGAUACAGACGGAGAGAGAUUACGUCCGGGCCCUCCAGUUCAUCACCGACCACUACGUACCAGAGCUGCAGCGGGACGACGUCCCUCAGAUGCUACGUGGGAAGAGGACGGUUAUCUUUGGUAACCUGGAGAAGAUCCAGCAGUUUCACAGCCAGUACUUCUUGAAGCAGCUUGAGAGCUGCCAGAAUCAGCCAUUCCUUGUGGGACAGUACUUCCUGCAACAUGUAAGUUCUGCUAACCGUGCCGUGAUAGUUGUCUCAGAAUCAGCCAUUCCUUGUGGGACAGUACUUCCUGCAACAUCUAAGUUCUGCUAACCAUGCCGUGAUAGUUGUCUCAGCAUUGGAAUUUGUCUCAGAAUUUGAGCUAUUUCCCAUACGUUGAGUCAUGGAUUAAAAAAAAUUUUCCCUUUCUAUUUUGUCAUGCAAGAUCAAGAAAUAUUUUUACAAUUUGCUAUCAUAGAUACAUAUUUAGCUACAUGUGAUCCAAGACCAGAAUAGGUAUUUAAGACUAAGACUAAAGUGUAAAACUAAGCCUAAAUAUUCAGCUUUGAGUUAAAAUACCGUAUUGGUUGAUUUUGGUGACAAGGUUGGGUGGGGGGGGAUGUUUGCACAAUGCUGAUUACUUGUUUGGGAAACAAAUUCAUACAGUGCACAUCUAGUUGGUUUAAUUGUUAUAUGUAAGUAAGAGCAACACUUUGUAAUAACUUACUAUAAUCACUUAACUAAUAAAAAUGCUGUUAUUUUUACAUUGAUAGACUAUGCUUUAUUUGAUCAUUUCAGUUUUUAGAGGUCCUGCUAUUGAUUUGACCUAAUUUCUUUGAAAGGGAAAUGGCCCACUACUCUCCACUAUUGUGGAAGUUUUGAUUUUAAACUAUAUCUUUCACUUUAUAUUCACCAAAGGAUUUUUUUUUUUUAAAGUUAUCCUGACUUGUUGCCAGGCAACCCAAUGUUCACAAACCCAAUGUUCACAAACCAAUGUUCACAAUCCCAAUGUUCACAAACCAAUGUUCACAAACCCAAUGUUCACAAACCAAUGUUCACAAACCAAUGUUCACAAACCAAUGUUCACAAACCAAUGUUCACAAACCCAAUGUUCACAAACCCAAUGUUCACAAACCCAAUGUUCACAAACCAAUGUUCACAAACCCAAUGUUUACAAACCCAAUGUUCACAAACCCAAUGUUCACAAACCCAAUGUUCUUCUCCACAGGAAACCAUGUUUUACCUUUAUGCACUGUACAACAAAAACAAACCAAAAUCUGAUACACUGAUGAUGGAAUAUGGCAAGGAGUUCUUCAGGGUAUGUCCAAUACUGUCAGCUCUCAUCAGUUUUGUAUUACAGUUCCAACUAAUCCUGACCCUAGAUUGGCACCGCUGUCUUGUGUCACAUGUGGCACCGCUGUCUUGUGUCACAUGGUAGAAGCAUAUGUUUUGAACAAGGAAAAGUUAUCAGUUUUUAUCAACAAAAAUAAUUUAAAGACAAACAUUUGAAUCAUCUAAAAAGAAAAUUAAAAACUGUAACACCUGGACAAUGUAUUUAUUUAUAUCCAAACCUUCCAGUGUUCAUGUUAAAUAUAAUUCUGUGUCAUUUCAACACAACAGGAAAAACAGCUUGAGCUGGGAGAUAAGAUGGAUCUAUCCAGUUACCUGUUGAAGCCAGUCCAACGUAUGGGCAAGUACGCCUUACUGCUGAAACAGCUGGUGAAGGAAUGUGCUGAGACAGAACCAGAGUACCCGGAGCUCAAGGUAACAAAACAAUCAUGCCUAUAAUUUUUUAGUCUACUUCUGAAAUGUAGUUUUUAUGUUGUGGUUUGUUUUGAAUAGGCUUUAUCAAAUUAAUUUGAAGUUCUCCAUGGUAAGUUUAAAUCCAUAUUGAAGUGUGGGGGGUUGGGGGCGGGGGUUGGGGGUGGGGGAUGGUGUAUCUUUGUAACCAUGUCCAUGCAUUACUGCAACAAACUCUCACAUGAUAAUGAUCCAAGGUAAUCUGGGCUUAAACUUCGUUAUUUAAACAUUUUCUUUUUAAAUAACAGGAACUUCAUUUUUUUCAUGUCUCCUGUCAGUGAUUAAAACAAAUUCAUCAAAGAUUCAAUUUUUCAUAGCCCCAAAUUAAACAAUUUUCUCACAACUAAAUAUUUUCUCAUAGCCCCCAAUUAUGAAAAAAAAAAAUUUCUUAUAGCCCCAAAUAUGACCAAGUUUGAGAUUUCUAUGCUUAAAAAAGUCAUCUGAGGAUUAAUAAUUGAAAGUUAGUUGGUGAACUGUAAUUUAUCUUCUGGUUGUUAACUAUAUUUGUUUCUUCCAGGCUGCCGAAGAAAUGGUGAAGUUCCAGCUCCGCCAUGGUAACGAUCUGUUGGCAAUGGACUCUCUCAGAGACUGUGAUGUGAGUAAUUAAUUUGAACACAUAAAUAAGAAGCUAAUCUUUCAACACGACUUAGGAAACCUCCAUCUUGUAGACUAAAGCUUUUCUAGAACUAGAAAUUACCUUCAUAUUCCAUUGGGCUGAUAUUGAACUACAACAAAUGAUCCUUCAUGUACGCAGGUAAACCUUCAGGAGCAGGGGAGAUUACUACGACAAGAGGAGUUUCUGGUAUUUCAAGGUCGCAAGAAAUCCAUGAGGAGAAUAUUCCUGUUUGAAGAUUUGAUUUUGUUCAGCAAAACAAGGAGGGGUCGCCAGGGUCAACAUGACAUUUAUGUAUACAAGACAAGUUUCAAGGUAAAAACCAUAGUAUGAGAUACCUGUAUCUGGGAAUGAUGGAGGCAGUAGAUAAAUUUAUGAAACCUAUAUUUGGGAAUUAUGGAAGCAGUCUCAUACCUUGUACCUUAAUCUGUUAAUCAAGUUCCUUUAUGCAAAGAUUUGUAGUUAUUUCAGAACUAUUUCCUGACACCUUUUUUUAAAAUGUAGACUAGCUGAUGUUUUUAUACUGUAUGUUGAAAGUUUUAUAAUUGAUUUGUUGUACUUGAAUUUGUUCAUUGUUGGUUUCCAGACAGCAGACAUUGGAAUGACUGAGAAUUACGGGGACAGUGGAUACAAGUUUGAGAUCUGGUUCAGGAGGAGGUCCGUUGGGGAGAAUUACGUUCUCCAGGCGCCAAGUACAGAGGUCAAGAAAGCUUGGGUCAAAGAUAUUUCAAGGUUGUUGUGGCGGCAGGCCAUACGCAACAGGGGUAAGCUGAUUUUAUCACUCAAUGCCGGGUACGUGCGGGGUCUAUGAAAAGCAGGGUCUAUGAUUAUUUGGUUGCUUGUGUGUUUAAAUACAUGGUACAUGAAUAUAUUGUAGUUUGUGAUAUUAAAUUUGUAAUAUUUGUUUAUAAAUUUUUUUGUUUGAUAUAAACUAUUGAUUCAUCAGAAAAUUAUAGAUAUAAAAAUGUUCUCGGGUGAUCAAUAGUUGAUCUGAAACAAGACUAUUUAUUUAUAAAUUAGAGCUUUGAGUGAUUUAAAUCCUGUCAGGAAAUCCAUAAUUCACUUGAUCAGCCUGCGAUGACCUUUCACCUUUUAUGUGAAGCAAUCCAAAAAUGUUGAAUGAUGUCUGAUGCCCUAUUUGAAUGGAAACUUUGUAGCAGAAUGUCACUUGCAUUUUUACAGAAACCCGCAUCAAUGAGCUGGCCACAAUGGGUAUCGGCAACAAGCCCUGCAUGGACAUCAAACCCAGCGAGGACAACAUUCAAGAUCGGUCAAUUAACGUCUCUCUGAAUAACAGGGGAGGUAAGUGGCACAUUUUCACCAAACCGGUGUUCGUUGGUUCCUUUGAUGAUCGUUCGCACGCAGGAAGCAGUAAUCAAACAUCAGCCACAACCUACUGUAUCUUAUAAAACACAUUUUUUUAAAAGACAAACCAUUUUUAGCAUUCUGCUAAAUAUUUUAUUUUAUAUUAAGUCACAGCUGUUUUAGUCAGUCAGACUGUUUAGUCAUUUUGUUUCAUCCUUUCUCAGCUGUAAUAACACCAUAUGGUAUGGCAGCUCAAGUAGUUUAUGUUAGAGGUCAGUUUUUUUCCCCAUUUUAAAUGUUAAAUUUGAACUCCAAAUUAGCCUUCUGUAUUUCUCUCUCAUCUUGCAGCUCGCACAAGGAACUCUAUAGCAGUUUCAUCAUUUGAUUACCUCCGCAACGGCAACAAACGGCCGCAUUCCAUCAUAUCCGUGAGCUCAACAUCUUCAUCUGGCUCUAGCCAGUCUUCAUUUGGCCUUCUCGGUUCCUUGAAUUUAGCCUUUGACCCCCUGGACAGCCCUCGCAUGAAUCGUAGAUCAUUUGCAUCAAAUGGUGAGCCUUAAGAAACUUUUCAGUAUUUUUGGUAUUUAAAAUCAGUUUGCUAGCCAUAAUCUGUUGGUUUUUUUUCAGUUUUUAUAGUUAAAUGUCAGAAUUUAAGAUCAUGACCUCAAUAUGCUAAAAUGUCUGAAUGUAAGAUCAUUGUCAAAAUGUCUGGAUGUAACAUUGCAUCAAUAUGUUAGUGUAAUGAGUAUUAACGCAAUGGUAAUGGUCAUGCAAAAAUUUUUUAAAAAUUUGUCAUGGGUCAAAUCAUUUUUAACAAAAAUUUCUUUAUAUUACCUGCCCUCACAGAGAGUGGUAUUGUAACAGACAGUGACACGUCCGCUGGAGAUUUGGGCACGGAAAACAGGGGCCCAUCACUCCGCAGGGGCAGCCAGGGAAACAACGCCCCACUGUCGACCAUGCGCUCAUACUUUGAUGUCAUGAAAUCCAGAGUCUUGAAACAAAAAUACCCAGACCAGGUUUACACAGACGUAAGUGAUUUAUCACUGUGUUAA